Messenger RNA from Lolium perenne, 1242 nucleotides. Its product is annotated as F-box protein At2g26160-like. The record is from RefSeq and is a predicted model, not a curated record. Lineage: Eukaryota; Viridiplantae; Streptophyta; Magnoliopsida; Poales; Poaceae.
AUGCAACGGAGCGCGCCGUCGGCGGUGCAGUGGUCCGACCUUCCCCACGAGCUUCUCGGCAUCGUCCGCUCCAAGGUCAACUCUCUUUCUAUCGGAGUCCGACUUGCCGCCGUCUGCAAGACCUGGCGCGCCGCCGUGUCGCUGCUCCCUGCGCCGCCGGCUCUCCCGCUGCUGCUCAUCUCACCGAGCGACUGGACGACGGCGACGCCGAGGAGCCUCUACUGCCCCGAGGACGACAGCGUGGUGCGAGUCCCUCUCCCACGCAGCCUCACCAACUCCAUCUGGUACCACGGGUCCUACGACGGAGGCUGGAUCGCCGUAAGGCCGACCCCGAAACCAUGCCCGAGCGUGAUCGUCAACGUCUUCUCCGGCACUGAGCUGACGCUAUCCGAGAAGCACGAGGGGGUUUCAUGUCCAGGGGCCUCCCCAUCCCCAGUCAUAUGGAAAAUCAUCUUCUCCGAGGCCCCUACCUCCAGCAGCUGCAUCCUCGCCGCAAUGGCAACAGAAAAUCUGAUGGAAACCGAUUCCAAGUUCUACAUCGCGUUGCGGAGGCUCGGCUGCCCAGACGGUUGGAGGAAGAUCCAGGGACACGACAAGGAGGGCAUCGCGGACAUCAUGUUCUACCGUGGGAAGCUCUACGGCCUAACGCGCUUCAGCGAAUGCCUACUCAGGCUCGACAUUGGUGUGGAUGACAAUGGCGCACCCGUGGUCACGGCUGCCCGUCGGUUGGCCGUCCAAAAGCGCGACGGCCCGAAAUCCACGGGCAAGAGAGUCAGUGAAUUCUCUACCUACCUAUUCGAGCUGCGUGGCAAUCUCGCAAUGGCGGUGAAGGCCAUAUGGUCGAAGCAAACCGGCAAACCUUAUUUGAGGGUGUAUGAGCUCGUAGACACUACUAGUACCGACGAUACACACAUUUAUAAGUGGUCGGAGGUGCAUAGCUUGGGUUCCCAUGCCUUGUUUUUGGGGCCAAGGUGCUCAUCCAAGGCGGUGGAUGUGCCCGCAGGUGGUCGUGGUGGCGUAGAGGGAAACCACAUCUACUACACGAGCCAUUACUGCCUACGAGAAGAAGAAGAGGAAUAUAAGCCGUGUGUGACUAGGUCCGUUGAUGCUGGCACAAUGUACUUCAUGGAUGAGCAAAGCGUAGGCGACGGCUGCGGUGACUUGGACCGGAUCCCAUCCCUAGGAUACUAUGUUCGGGGCAGCAUUUAUCUUCCCACGUGGUGCUUUCCUCCGGACAUGUAG